UUAGCAGCCCAAGACAUGGAAAAUUAUCGCAUGUUCUUUCCUCGUACAACAACAACAACAACAACAUGGAAUCAAUUACAAUUACCAUCGUCUUCAUCUUCAUCUUCUUUAGGUUACGACUUUGUCCAUCCUCCGAGUGGGAUAUCGAUGGAUCAUGCGAGUGGUAUGAAUAGCGGGACAGUGUUUAAUGAUGUUAAAACAAAUAAUUCAAUAGAUGCGGUUGGUCCUAGUAGUAAUAUGAAAGUCGAGGAGAAAAAGAAGAUCAAGAUGAGGAAGCAGAGGAUGGCUUUCGAAACGAGAAGUCAAGUUGAUAUACUCGAUGAUGGAUAUAGGUGGAGGAAAUAUGGGCAAAAGGCAGUCAAGAACAACAAAUUCCCAAGAAACUACUACAAGUGUACACAUAAAGGUUGCAACGUGAAGAAACAAGUGCAGAGACAGUCAAAAGAUGAAGGAAUAGUGAUAACUACUUAUGAAGGUGUUCAUAAUCAUCCCAUAGACAAUCCCACUGACAACUUCGAACAAAUCUUGCAUCAAAUGCGCAUCUAUCCUACCUCCUAGCUACCUUGCUAUCUCUUUAAAUUAAUUAUUAUUUUAUUUACUACUUGCAUACAUGUAAUCAUGCAUAUAUCAAAAUUUUCAUUUAAUUUCAU
Molecule: messenger RNA, 650 nt
Organism: Impatiens glandulifera
Lineage: Eukaryota; Viridiplantae; Streptophyta; Magnoliopsida; Ericales; Balsaminaceae
Product: probable WRKY transcription factor 75
Exons: 2
Coding region: 16-558 (180 amino acids)
Biological process (GO): regulation of DNA-templated transcription
Molecular function (GO): sequence-specific DNA binding; DNA-binding transcription factor activity
Source: RefSeq, a predicted model, not a curated record